AUGAAGUUGAAGAAUUUGCACGUUUUGAAUUUGUCCGGUGCAAAAAAUCAGAAUCUGCCAAUCUCAAUUGGCAAACUGAGACACUUGAGGUACAUUAACUUUGAGGAUUCCACAAGUGAAACUUUGCCGGAAUCUGUUUGCAAACUUUAUAAUUUGCAGACACUGAGGCUAAAUAGUCACUUUCUUAAAGUUCUUCCGAAGGGGAUGCGCGAUUUGAUUAGCUUGAGACAUCUCCACCUUUACAUCAUGGAUAAAGCAUUUCAAAUGCCGCUAGAGAUGGGACGGCUGACUUGCCUUCAGACGCUGGAGUUCUUUAACGUGGGUCGAGAGAAGGGUCGACGAAUUGGAGAGCUUGGAAGCUUGAAGAACCUCAAAGGCAGUUUAACUAUACGCAAUCUGGAACUAGCAAAGGAUAAGGAAGAAGCUGAGGAAGCAAAACUAUCUGAAAAGGCAAAUCUAUUUAGGCUGCAACUUGAGUGGGCCUACAACCGAGAAGGCGACAACUACAACGACAAAGAUGUGUUAGAUGGCCUUCGACCCCAUUCAAAUUUGGAGGAGUUGGAGCUUCGGGUUUUUGCUUGCGACAAUCUUAUCUCCUUUCCACUUGAUUUGCGACAAACGCCUUCUCUCUUGGAGCUGGGAUUAUAUUGGUGUCCCAAACUGAAAACAAGCAUGACGCCCAGAGGAUUUGAUGAUCAUGAAAAUUCUUCAAUUUACAAUGAGUUUGAUUGGUCUGGAUUGAUAUCCUCCUCCUCCUCUUCGUCAUCCGCACUCCGUGAAUUAGACUUAUAUGGGUUGCCAUACAUGGAGUCCCUGCCACCUCAGAUCCAAUACUUGACCACUAUGACGUCACUAACGCUAUAUCAAUUUGGAGGUAUAAAAGCUCUGCCAGAUUGGUUCGGAAACUUUGCGGCUCUUGAAGACUUGCACUUAUGGUUUUUCAAAGAGCUUGGACAUCUACCCUCUGAGGAUGCCAUGAGAAGUCUCACCAAAUUAAAACGUCUGGAGGUUUAUGGUUCUCCUCUGUUAAAAGAAAGAUGCACUCCUGAGAGCAGCGGCGCCGACUCCCAGUGGUCCAAAGUUUCUCACAUUCAACACCUAGACAUAACCGAUUAA
Molecule: messenger RNA, 1116 nt
Organism: Coffea arabica (coffee)
Lineage: Eukaryota; Viridiplantae; Streptophyta; Magnoliopsida; Gentianales; Rubiaceae
Source: RefSeq, a predicted model, not a curated record